AUGUUCUGGCUGCUGCUUCUCCUUCCUUCCGUGAUUGGCGCCAGUCUUUGUGGUGAAUGUCUGAACGGAGGCGAAUGUCUUCAAAAUCGAACGGAUCCAUCGCAAUUCUAUUGUCGGUGAGUUCCUUUUUCUUGUUUUGUUUGAUUUUCAGGGUGAUCUAUCCGAACUGACAUCGGAUUUGGGGUUAAUUUUGCGGUAAAUAAAAAUUUUGAUGGUUAUGGUAGUAUAGAGUAAAUUUCGACGUGAAAUUGGAAUUGAUUAUGGGUGAUUUUGUGCGUAAAUGGUAGCUGGUGGCAUGACCUUUGAUUUGAAAGUAACUGCCGAGCAGUUUCGUUUUCUUAUCAUGCAGAAUUUUUGAUUUUUUGGACCAGACACCUGAAAUUUAUAUUUUAGGUAAAAUGAAGAUUAUUUGUGGUUGUAUCUGCUCAUAUUUUUGAACAAAUAGCUUGUGGAUAAAGCUCUGACUGUUUCUUUAACAAAAAUGGUGUUUUUCUUUGCGAUGCUAUGUUGUUUUAGCCAAAAGGAUGGGUAAUGUCAAAACUGUUGCUAAACCUAUAAACUGAUGGCUUGAUUAAGUAAAAUAAGGACUAAAUAGCAGGGAAUACACCUUUUAUAACGUGUUGAUUAGAAUUUAUGUUUGUUUGGCAAAGUUUUUAUAUUACACUAGGCGCAAACCCAAGAAAAUCCAAUAACCUUCCCAAGUCGGAUCCUAUAUCCCAUGAAACAGUAAAUUAUCGGAUGGGCAUGGAUAUUGCGGGCUUAAUCCGACCGUUUUGUUGCGCUUUCGAUAAUUUAUGGGCCCUUUUAUGUUGAUGUUUCUCAGAUUAGCGGUUCCUCUUUAUAGGAAUUUUAUAAGAGACUUCCGAUUAAUCCGAUCGUAGAAGUAUACUUUUAUGGCCAUUACAAGCGAUUUUGAUGGUAUUUGCUGAAGUUUUAGAUUAUUUUUUUAUUAAGGUAGCUUGUGUAAUGUCAGGAAGUACAAAAAAGUGAAGGUAAAAUACGGUGUUGACGUUUAUUCCGUGAAUAUUAGUUCAGAAAUUAAAGUAAAUUGGAGAUUUCUUUAGUAAAUAUCAGAUGACGGCCAAACCAACCUAAAAUAAGGUGAAAUGAAGAAGGAACGAAAGAAAACAAAUUAAAGCCCAAUUGAGCCAUCUUUUUAUGGCAACAGGUGAUUGCGCAACAGAGAGGAGUCCGACUCGUUCCCAGCACACUAAAAUUCUUUGCGCCAAUUUUAAUGGGCCCGAAAUGAAUCGUCGCGCGAAUUGAUAAAAAAUUCAUGGCUUUCCCAUGUUGAUAAUGACAAAUUAAUUGGGGUAAUGGAAUGAAAUUAAUGGACUGGAAGGAUUUGACAAGUUUAAGAUGAGUUUUGAAUGAAUCUUUGGUUGUUUUUGGUUCUUUACUGACUCGUUUUGAACCCAUAGGGGAGUCAUCAAAUCAGUAUUUGAUGGCUUCCCUGAGGGCUUCAUUAAGGGUAAGUUAAGAUCUGACAACACUGAAGAUUCAUUCAAAAAGGUCCAGGUGUCGCUGUGAUUGUCAUAGAACGGUGUGAAAGCCUAUGAGCAAUACAGCAUGAAACCCUUCUUCCCGUCAACACAGGAUUUGACCCUCAGGCAAUAAUUUUGCCACUGAAAAAUCGAUUUUUCCCCUGACAUUGAUGAUUGAGGACUUUUGAGUUUGUUUCAUUUAGGAGAGUAUAUUGGUUUAGACAAACUUUACCUUUCGGCAUGCCGAAAAUGAUUUGUUCAAACGAUUAGGCACUCGUUUUUUUGUUUGCAAAGUCCGAAAAUUUGCGCUUGCAAGGAAGAAAGGAAAUAAGUUUAUGACCGGAUAUAUUUUGGAGGAAUCUCAAAUCUCACGAUACAUGAUUUAAGUUUGGGUAAAAUACGUUUCCAUGUGUUAUUCUUUCAUAAAUUCCCGAUUUCGUCGGUCAUGAUAGUAUCAGAAAUUUUCCUGUCUUGCAAAAUGCGUACGUUACCCAAGGUAUUCUCACGCAACAGCCACUUUUCCACUAAUCUUACCCUUGUGAACUGCCCAUCUUUUUAUUGAAUUACCGCAAUUGGCCUUGCAACGAGCCGCAUUGCCGGCUUAAUUGGCGGCGAAAUGGCUCUUUGUCCCGGGCUAUGGGCGUUUAGGCGAUUAGAAUUUAAGUGGAUUAACAAGAAAAAUGAUCUUUUUCUAGGCAUGAGAAAGCGAAAAUAGCAAAGAUAUUGAGCCAAAAAAUCAUAUACUAUGGUAAUAUAGAAUAGAGAAGAGAUUGAGUAAAGGAAGAUGGACGGUAAUUACCGCCCAUGGCGACAUUAUUUUGGACAACCUUGAACCAAAAUAAUGUCGUUUUUUGGUGGCGUAAUCGCUUGACAGCAGGAAGUGUGGCGAAAAAUGAUUGGCAGAGCAAUGAAUGCCUGAUAUGAUGCGAUUAUGUCAUGGCUUUAAGGUGUUAAAAGUGUAAAGAUACCCAAAAUAUUGAGGAUUAGGUGAUGUAAUUUGAUAAAAACAGCUAAAACAUUGAGGAAACAAGUGGGAUGGGGCUGAAAAUGAAGAUAAUGCAACGUGAUGCAACUGACAAGCGAUGGAGAUGGGUUAAAAUGGGGUGGAAUAAUGUGAAAUUCAGCGAAAAAUAGUUAUAAUUACUGCCUAAAGUGUUAGGUCGUCCAGAAAGUUCGUUCGUUUUUUUCAUUGCUUUGUUUUACGAGGAUCGUUUGUUGUUUGGCAAAGCAUAUAUAUUUAUUUUAUACAGCCAGUUUUGUAGAGUAGAAAAGGCUGUAUCAAAUAAAUAUAUUCCAUUUGCCAAAGAACAAACAAUCCUUGUAAAACAAAGCAAAGAAAAAACGAACGAACUUUCUGGACGACCUAAUAAUACAAUUUUUGUCAAUUUUGACGACAAUUUUAAGAAAAAAUUCUUCCAGAUGUCCCAUUGGGUACUUUGGAGAGCAAUGUGAAGUGUUGGAUUACUGCAAGAACUCUGGAUUCACCUCUCCCGGCAUCAACCCAUGCGCCAAUGGGGGAGAGUGCAAAAAUGUUACUGGCGGCUUUGAAUGCAAGUGCAUGGAUGUGUUCAAAGGUAAUCUAUAGCGAGUAUGAUCUCUAGAAAGUAGUAGGAUAGUAUUUGAACGUUUUGGAAGAUCAGAAAAUACAGUUCUGACCUCAUUUUAGGUUCAAAAUCAUUGAUUUUGGCGUAAAGUUCUAUUUUUUUCGAGUUCCAGGUCACAGAUGCGAAGAGGACGUGGAUGAAUGCGAGAAUGAGAAUGUAUGUCUGAAUGAUGGUGUUUGUGAGAAUCGUCACGGCUCUUUUCGUUGCAUUUGCCCCAAUGGUUUGACCGGGAAACACUGUGAAAUUAAUAUUGACGAUUGUGCCGAAAAUCCAUGUCAAAAUGGAGCCAAAUGUAUUGACGGAGUUGACACAUUUACUUGUGAAUGCCCCAAGGGAUAUAUUGGUGAGUUUUGGGGAGUUUUUGAGGGGGAAAUUUUGAGAUUUUGGGGAAAUUUUGGAAUUUUUGCCUUGAUUUUGAUUUUUUGAUAUUGAAAUGAGAAUUUUGGCAUCUAUGAUGACUGUAGACUAAUCUGUAGGUAAUUUGAGGGAUUAUUACCUAAGGGGGUGUUCAAAUUUCUAAAAAUUUUUGAGUUUUUUGGCCGAAAUUUUAGAUUUUUUGCGAUUUUUUUGGAUUUUUUGCAAAUUUUUGGGGAAAAAGUUACAGUAUGACUGUCACAUCCCCUAAAAUGACUCACCACACAAUUUCAGGCCAGACCUGCGACCGGCUGGACGAGUGCUUCCACAACAAUCCAUGCGUCAACGGGAAUUGCACCUUGAAUUCGAAGGGACUCCCCCGCUGCGAAUGCGGCAACGAAUUCACCGGCGACCACUGCGAAACCGACGUCGACGAAUGCCUCUGGAACCCGUGCGGCGGACGAGGACAGUGUCAGAAUACGCUCGGCUCGUUCAAGUGCCAUUGUUUCGCCGGCUUCGAGGGAGAGCGAUGCGAUAAGGACAUUGACUACUGCAGGGUGGAAAGAUGUGUGAAUGGAGGCAGUUGCAUCAGUCAGAAGCACGGAUACCUCUGCAGUUGUGUUGUGGGUAAGUGGGUUUUUGGGGUGUUGUGGGAUUUGGAGGAGUUUUUAAACUUUUAAAAAAGGUUUGAUGGGAUUGGUAGGGCGCAGCCUGCGGAUUUUAAAAAGCUUGAAAAUGGAGCCCAAAAAAUUGAAGAAAGUUUUGUUGGACUCUAUAUGGUAUUUUCUGUAGUUUAGAACCAGUUUUGUCGUAUUUUACGGAGAUUUUGAUGAAGCCUGGGCGCAGCUCGCCAAGUAAAAAAAUUGGAAUAAGUUGAAUUUUUGGGUUUUUUGAAGUUUAAAACGGAUUUUAAAGAGAUAUAAAAUGGAUUUGGGGAAGAUUUGAAAUAUUUUUUUAUUUUUUAGUCUAGGGCGCAGUUCGCGAAAAUUAUUUUUUUUUGAAUUUUCAAAGUAUGAUGCUUUGGUUGUUUCAGGUUUCUCAGGAACGCACUGUGAACACAGAGACGACCAAAAUUGCAAACUCCCAUGUGAAAACGGAGGCCGCUGCCACAACGAAACUCAUUGCGAAUGCCCCAACAGCUUCAAAGGCCAAUUCUGUGAAAUUGAGAAGCCGGAUCCAUGUGGCGGCAACCCAUGUGUCAACGGAGGAGUCUGUCUGAACAAUCGGGACUAUAAGUAAGUCGAAUUUGCGGUUUGGGUUACUGUAAUUUUAGAUUUUUUGAAAAAUUGUAACUUUUUUUGGAUUACUGUAAUUUUUUGACUAAUUUUGGAAAAUUUUCAGCGAUUUUGUAUGUCGAUGCCCUAAGGGCUUUAGCGGAAAAUUCUGCGAGUUCAAGAAUUGCAAUGGAGAUCAGGAGUGCGAGAUGAUGCCCUAUCAUUGCAAUGGGGAACAGUGUCUGAAUGGAGGAACUUGCAUCAAUUUGCAAACCGGUUUCAAGUAAGAUUUGAUGUAUUAGAGAGUAUUGGGUCUAUUGAAAGGGUUUGUGUUUGUUUUUGGACAAUGAAAUUGGGAGAAAUUGGAUUUUUAUUAGAUUUUUGAGAAAGAAGUGCUUUUUUUAUGAAGAAAUGUCUCAAAUUUUGCAAAAAAGUUGUUGGAAUGGCUCUGAUUUGAAGAUUAUGGAGUGUAAGAGGAUUUUUGAUAUUAGACUUUGGUCGAAAGUUUUUGAAAAUGCGAUGAUAGAAGCUUUCCUUGUCAAAUUUUGACAAAAAACUCUCUAAAUCAUCGCAUUUUCAAAAAUUUUCGACCAAAGUCUAAUAUCCCAAAUCUUCUUGUACCCUAUACGCCUCAAAUUCGAGCCAUUCCAGCAACUUUUUUGCAAAAUUUGGGACAUUUCUUCAUAAAAAAAGCACUUUUUUCUCAAAAAUCUAAUAAAAAUCCAAUUUCUCCCAAUUUAAUUGUCCAAAAACAAACACAAAAAUUUUUGAAAAAUGGCUGGAAUUCGAAAUAAUCGUUCCGUAUUUUAGAUGUCACUGCCAAGACGGAUUCCUCGGUCAUCGUUGCGAACUCCAGAACUCAACUUCGGUCAGAAUUACCGCCGGCUCCGAGGAUUCGGACAAAAAAGGACCAGUUCUGGUAUACCUAGUGGGAGACUCGGAAUUGGUCCGAAGACAUGUUAAUGAGAUCCUCCAUACAAUGGAGACCUCGUUGCAAGUGGAAGUGAAAUUGGCAAAAGAUGGAGACAAAAAACCGAUGAUCUAUGAGUGGGACUCGGCCAAUGGACCCGGCCAAAGAAUUGAUGUGGACUUGAAAGCCGACAGCUAUAGUGAGAAGGAAAUGGAACAGGGUGGGUUCUGGAGUGUGAUUUUUAUAUUAAUUUAGGUUUUGGGGUGUUUUGGAGGGUUUUGAAAAUUUGAAAAUACACUGCUCCACGAAAUGAUAGACGCACCCAAUUUUUAGCGAUUAUCUUGCUUAUACUGAAUGAUAUCCAAAAAUGUUCAACAGACGAAAUGUGGCAAAUUAAACGAGAAUUCAUGUCCCGUAGCGAUUUCGGAACAAAAUUUUGCCUUGACUGAGAUAUGACGUUUUUAGACUUUUUUGGGGUCCACAGAAUGAUAGACGCAAUUAAGUAAUUUUUUGUUUAUUUAAAAGAAUUUUGAGUCAACCUGCUCUUAUUACACUUCCUCGUGUUCUUUGUAGUAUUAGUAAGGUAAUUACAUUUAUAUCCGCCGUACUUCAUCGACGCAGUGGCCUUAUGAGCCAUUUCCGACCUUGUACAUGAGGUAAAUAUUCGGUUUGAAAAAAAAAAUUGAUUAACGAUUUGGCUUUCGCCAAAAAACCAUCUUAAACCAUCAUAGAUUACUAGUAGCAAAUAUAAGACAUAAAAUAAACCAAUACCGAUUCGCUUGAAGUCAUUUAAUCGACCAUUAAGUUACCGUAUACCUUCUACAUUAACCUUCAAAGGCUCUAAAAGUACAGAAGAUUACUAUCGAUGGCAAUUUUUUGCUCAGAAAAUCAAACUCAGCAUGUUAACAAACCUAAAACCGCAACUUAUUGCCUGCUUAAAUGUCAUGAUUAUUGACAGAUGAUUGAUUAAAGAUAAACGUGUAAAAACAAGCCUAUUUUUGGUAACUUUUUUUUGUCAAACGACGUUACCGACCAAAUUUAUUCUGUAACGGCUGAUGAUUAAAACAUUACGUUUUCAGGCAUGCUCAGUUCGAAUUUGCAGAUUAAACUUUGUCAUUCUCUUUAUUCGCCUUGGUAUUUCGGGGGUCUAAAAGUAUUAAGGUAGCUACGUGUUGAAGAUGACAUGCCAAGAAAAUGCUCGGGAUCCUUGAGCAAGCCGUUUUUUUUUAUCAGUGAGAUCUACACGUAUAAUGUGAUAGUAUUAGCUAGUUUUUCGCCCAAGAAAACAGCAUAACCUACAGUUUUUUCAAACCGAAUAUUUACCUCAUGUACAAGGUCGGAAAUGGCUCAUAAGGCCACUGCGUCGAUGAAGUACGGCGGAUAUAAAUGUAGUUACCUUUCUAAUACUACAGAGAACACGAGGAAGUGUAAUAAGAGCUGGUUGACUCAAAAUUCUUUUAAAUAAACCAAAAAUUACUUAAUUGCGUCUAUCAUUUUGUGGACCCCCAAAAAGUCGAAAAUUGUCAUAUCUCAGUCAAGACAAAAUAUUGUUCCAAAAUUGCUACGGGACAUGAUUUCUCGUUUAAUUUGUCACAUUUCAUCUGUUGAACAUUAUUCGAUAUCAUUUAGUACAAGGAAGAUAAUCGCUAAAAACAGGGUGCGUCUAUCAUUUCGUGUAGCAGUGUAGUAUUUUUGGAAAAAAUUUUUUUUUUAAUUUUUUGGAAUUUUUGGCAAAAUUGCGAAUUUUAGGCUAGAGAAAGUUGAUAAAGUGUGAUUUUUGGGUUCUUGGGGGGUUUAGAAGGGUUUGAAAAUUUUAAAGUAGAAUUUUUGGAAAAAAUUUUUUUAAUUUUUUUGGAUUUUUUUAACCAAAAUUGGGAAUUUAGGCAUUAGGAAGACCAUGUUGGAGAUUUCUGAUAGGGUUUUGCUUGAUUUUUAAAAAAUGUUUGUUUUAAUUUUUUUUGAAAAAUUUAAAAUUUUGAUUUUUUUUUAUUUUUAAGACGUUUAAAGAGGUUUUCAGACCUAUUUUUAUAGAAUUUGUCAACUUAUAUGCCAUAAAAAUCUUUAAAAUUUCGUUUUUUUUUUUGUUUUUUUUUUUAUUUUCCCCGAUUUUCAGAUAAUGUGGUCCGAGGUGUGUUCAUGAUGCUGAAUGUGGACACUACCCACUGCAAGGCCUCGGAAACCCAAUGCCCGAAGAAUCUGGUCGAAGCCGCCAAAGCGCUGAUGAGCCCCACCACCCAGCGCGCCCUCCAACCGCUCGGAAUCCACGUGAAAGACGCGGAAGGCCCCCAAAAGCCGGAAUCCGCCCAAAAAGGCCUCUGGUUCACGGUGCUGGUGGUCGCCGGACUCUGCUCCCUCCUCAUCAUAUCCGCUGUGAACGUGUUGACCAACCUGAACAAGAAUAAAAAGGACCCGUUCACUGGGAUGAUCAAAAAAGGCUCGCUGAUCUAUCAUGCCAAUAGCAAGAGGAAUUCCAAGAGCUUUAGCGCCUCAACGUUCAUCCCACCAAUGGGUAGGUUGAUUUUUUGGGUUGGUUUUUUUGGUUUAGAGAGGUGUUGAUUCAAAGAAUUGAUUUUUUAGCUUGUUGCUGGGAUGAUUUUGAUCAAGGGAAAGACUUGACUCGAAAAUUCAUUUUUUGAGUCAAGUCUUUCUCUCAAAGAAAAAUGGGUUUUUAAGCGUGUUGUGGGUAUUGAAGAUGAGUUUUCGAUGAAAUUACAGUAUGAAUGGUCAUUUUUGCCGAGAGGAAGACUUGACACAUUUUUGAGUCAAGUGUUUUUCUCAAUGGAAAUGGAUAGUUUUUAUGGAUUUGCAAGUGAAAAGGAGUAAAAUAGCGUUAAUUAUUGCUUUUUCAUAGAUUUUUAUUUAAGUUUAAACCAAAAUUUGGCUAUGAAUUUAAAUUUUUUUGAGUUUUGUGAAUAUUAUUGCCUAAAAUUCAUAAUUUUUUCCAGAAAAACCUCUGAUCCCAACAGUCCAAGCCUACGACUAUCUCCAGAACCCUUCGUAUAUGCAAUUCGGAGGAUUUGGCCACCAAAAUUACGGCAUGAUCCCGUCGAAUUCGCAGUCGAGCCGCAUCGAGAAGCCGAGAAUCAUCACAGCCGACGAGACGAAAUUACUUCCGGAACGCGCAAGCGCCGCCGAUGACAUCCAUCGCUGGGCGAUUGAGCCAGGAACGAUUAAAAGCUUGCCAGAAGGCGCCCAGAUCAACCGUCCGGAUCAUGUUUGCAGGACGGCGCUUCAUUGGGUCGUUGAGAUCAAAGAAGAAGCCGAAUCCCUGAUUGAUGUCAACUUUUUGUAUCACAAGGGAGCUGAUUUGAAUGCAUUUGAUAUGGGUGGGUUGGUUUGGAAAGAUUUUUUGGGGUUGUCGGAAUAUUUUGGGAGUUGUGACAUUUCGUCAACAUAGUAUUGAUUUUUUUGAAAAUGGCAUUUUUGAGGUGGGUUGUGGAUUGGGAAGGGGGAAAAUGGAUUUUUGCUUCGUUUUGGGAUUUUUGAGUUUGUGACAUUUCGUCAACAUUUUAUUGAUUUUUUAAAAAUAUGGGAUUUUUUGAAUAUUUUUGUAAAAUUUGGUUUGUUGAUGGAGAUAGGAGUAGGUGAAGGUGUUUUUUCAUUUUGUGUUGUUUGGAAAAUGAAGUUUUUUUCUAGUUUUUAACGCCUUUUUUCAGGCGGAGACACCCCUCUAAUGUUGGCCGUCAAAACCUGGCGAAACGAGCUCGUCAUGGCACUCCUUGCCCUCGGCGCAGACCCCACACUCGUCAACACCCAAGGCGACACCGCCCUCCAUCUGGCCGUGCAGACGGGCAACGAACUGGCGGUUUCGAAUCUCCUCAAAUGCCCCGAUAUUGAUAUUGAGCUGGGAAAUGAGGUGGAAGACACCCCACUGAAGCUGUCCGCCAAAGUUGGAGGACCCUUUUAUGGCAUUGCCAGCAAGCUGAUCGACGCCGGAGCUCAGGUGGACGCGACUGGAGACGGAAAUAAAGUGAAUGGAUUGAAAAGAACCGCCCUUCAUGAAGCGUCCCUAAGUGGAUCCGAAAAAAUCAUGGAACUUUUGCUGAAGAAUGGCGCACAGGUUGAUGCAAAGGACUCAAAUGUAAGCUUUUUUUUGCAAUUAGGGGAUUUUUUUGAAAUUUUGGGAAUUUUGAGAAAAAAUUAAAAUUGAAAUGUAUAGUUGACUGAUUUUAUAGAUGAAUUUAUUUUUUAGAGAGACCUUUUGAUAUGAUCUUUGAGAUUUUUGGGAUUUUUUGAAAUUUGGAUGACGGAUUUAAAGUGUCAGCAUGACGCAUUUUUUGGAAAUUUUGCAAAAAAGAGUGGAUUUGAGGGAAAUUUGGAUAAAAAAGAGUGAAGGAAUGAGCUAUACUGUGAAAAAAAUGUUUUUGCAUGUCAUUAUGACGCAUUUUUUGAAGUGAGGAUGCCGAAUUUUUUGGAAAUUUUUGAAUUUUUGCCAAAUUUUGGGGAAUUUUGAGCGAAAAAUAAAAAAUUUAAAUGUAUAGUUGAGUGGAAAUGGUAAAAUAAAAAAAAUUUCCGGGUUGAAGUUUCUAAAAUACAAAAAAAAAAUCAAUUUUUGGAAAUUUUUUUAAUUUUUUUUUUUUUUUUUUUUUAUUGUAAAAUAUGCUGCGGUUUUUGGAGAUGGACAAAGCUACGGGAAGUCAAAAACAGAAGAAAUUUUGAGUUAACUGCAAAAAAAAUUUUUUGUUACCUAAAAUACGGCUAAUUUUUACAUUUUUAGCUCCAAACACCCCUCCAUUUGGCCGCCAGAAACAAACGACUGGAGUCGCUGAAGCUGCUGCUGAAGUGGAAUGCGAACAGAUCCUUCGAAGACAUUGACGGAUUCACCCCACUCAACCUGGCCGAACAGCAACUUUUCGACAUUGGAGUGAGGGAAUUGAUCGGCACCGCGGUCUCUUCUCCCGAAUCUCUGGACGGAAUUUCGACCACCCAGAGCGAGAAGAAACCCUUGAAUGGAACAAUGAAGAAGCCACAGGUGAGAAAUGGGAUUGUUGGGAUUUUUUUUUUUUUUUUUUUUUAUUGGAUAUUGUUUUAGACCUUUUUUUUGAGGGAAAUUUUGCUAAUUUGGAUUUUUUUUGGGAAUUUUUGAGCAAAAAACGGGAAAAUAGAACUGAAUGCAGGGUGAAAUAAAUGCUCUGGUUGCUGUAGAAGGACUAUUUUUGAUUUUUUUUUUGGGUUUUGGACCGUAUUUUAGAUGAUUUUUAAAAAUUUUGAAGAUUUGAAAAAAAUUUUUUUGACUAAAAAUGGAGGGAAGAAGGUGAUUAGAGGGUAAAAGAAGUCUUGAAUUGACUGUUGAAUAGGUUUGAAGCAGGUUUUUUGAAGGGUUGGACCUUAUUUUAGACCAUUUUUUUAGAAAUUUUUGAUGAUUUUUGAUGAUUUUGGAUUUUUUUUUUUUUUUUUUUAUUAUUUUUGACUAAAAGUUGAGACAAGAAGAGGGUUAGAGAUUAAAAUACGGAAGAUUGUUGUAGGGCAAGACAUUUGAAGGGGAUUUCUUUGCUAUUUUUCGUUGGUUUUGGACCUUAUUUUAGGUGAUUUUCGAAAAUUUUUUAUGAUUUUGGUCAAUUUUUUUGAUGAUUUUUGGAUGAAAAUAAGGUUAUAAAACAAUGUUUGGGGUAUGUGGCGUAUUUUACAAUUUUUAAAAGUGGUUUUUUACCAUUUUAUUUGAGGUUUUUUGACUUUUUUUCCUUAUUUUACCCCAAUUUUUUUAAAUUUUUCAGGCCAAGAGGAAAACCACGCACCAAUCGGACAGCCCCCCUCCGAAACUGGUCCACGUGCCCUCGUCGAUGCUCUCCCCGUCCUCGGAGCGCUGCACCCCACCGCAACAGGCCAACCCGUUCCAUCAACAGCCCACUUCCUCGCAUCACAAGCCGCUGAACUUGUGCCCGCAGGACCUGGGCCAAACCUACUGCGACUACAACCAAAAACUCUUCUACAGCUACCCCUCCACGAACAGCUCCAACUACAGCAGCCAGUCCGACUCGCCGGACAACUCCACGCAGCACCCGCACCUCCAUUUCGACCCCUUCAUCCCGAAGAAGUCGACCCAAAUCGGCCACUUUAUGAUCUGA
Molecule: messenger RNA, 11631 nt
Organism: Bursaphelenchus xylophilus (pine wood nematode)
Lineage: Eukaryota; Metazoa; Nematoda; Chromadorea; Rhabditida; Aphelenchoididae
Source: the annotation of a GenBank genome assembly